AGACCUAUACACUGUGCCAACCUAGUAAACAGAGGAACAGGAAUCGGAUUGCGAAUUUCAUGAGGCCUGGAACACAGUGAGCACUCAAAUAUACACAGGAAGAAAGAAAGAAGAAAGGAACGCGGAAGCGAAGGAAGGAAGAGGGAUUGAUGAAUGAAAACAUUUCCCGAAGAGGGCAUCCACAACAAUUCUUGCUUGAACUCAAGUAAGCGUGGAAGUGAGCACAAAGCUUUAAAAAACAAACAAAAAACCCAAACCCGCUGGGUCAAAGAAGAAAGACAGCGAGAAAAAGGAGGAAAAAGCAAACAAACAAAAAACAGCCACAGCCAGGGAGAUAGGAGAUCCUGGGCAAGUCAGGCUGUUGCCUUGGCGACCUCAGAGCCAGAAUGGCCGUAGCCUAUUGGCUGAGCCGCUUGAGCCAAUGAGAAGGCACGAUGUUGAUGGGGUUCUAAGAUGGCUGCUGCGCCGCUGCUUCCUGGCCGGCCGAGCGAGGAGGGGCCGGGCCGCCUGGAGCACCGCAGGCUCGUGGGUGCUCUUGCCGUUUCGGGGAAAGCGACUGCGGCCAAUGGGAGCGAGGCUAGACCUUCGGCGUCCGGGCCGGCGUUCCGGGGGGGAUUCUGACGCGGCUUGAGAUCCGGAGGUGGCGCGGCCCCCAAACACCCAGAGCGUUCCAGGUUGUCAGCGGGAAGAGGUGAACCUUUUUAGAGCUACCCUGUCGCAGCCUUGAACUUCAAGAAAAGAUGUGGAGUGGGCUGUUGCCUCCUGGGCUAAAUGAAAGUGAUGUUGAGUCAGAUUCUGAAGAGGAAGCCACACCAGAGAAUCCAGGGCUUACGGAACUUAAUUUGCAGGAAGAUGGAAAGACUGACAGCAGUAGGAAGCCCAAGAUGCCAGAUUUCCCAGCAGGCGAGCCAAAAGCUGAGACAGAGGCUGAUGCAAAUGCAUAUGAACAAUGUCCUUCUGGGAUUCCCUUAAACAUGUGGAAUAAAUUUCAAGAAUUGCAUAAAAAACAUUCUGAACAGAAAAAUUCAACGUCAAGAUUCAGACAGAAAAAAAGAAAACGCUCCAAAAAAGGCAAAUUGAAGAAUGAAAAAGAAUCUCACAGUGAGCAGUCCUCAAGUGAAACACAAUGGAAGGAACUUACUCAGUAUUUUGGAGCCAAUGAUAGAUUUGAACCCCCAGUUAAGCAGAAAAAAGUUGAGAAGUCAGGCCUUGAAAAGAGGAUAGACCAGGCUGUGGAGGAGUGGGAUGUUGAGAAGGCUGAAGAGCUCAGCAACCAGCUAGCUACUCGAGAGCUCGGUGUAAAAAUUGCCAAAGCAAUUGCCUGCCAUAAAUUUGUUAAAGCCAAAAAGGAGGCUGAAAACUCACAGGCUGCUCGAAAGAAGAAGAAACUGGCGUGGGGGUUUGAAGCAAAGAAGAGAUGGGAAACUAAAAGCAACAUGGGAUAUAUGUAGCCUUGCAGAGUUCUUCAGGACAUUUAUUGAUAGGCUGGCAUGCUUCAUUUAUCAGAAAGAUUUUUCUGCUUAGGUUAAAAAUGUCAGAAAAUUGAUAAGGGUAGAAAAAGAUAAGCCUAAAACUUGGGAGUUGAUUAUAAACUCUUUGUGGUCUUUUUUCUAAGAAGUUUGUGAAGGAAAUGAACAUUUUUAUAUUUGUGUAAGAAAUUUUAAGCAUAUAUACAAGAAAAAAGGAUAAGGUUUUAUUUAUUUGUAUAAGCCUACAGUUUAAAAUUAAUUUUGUGUUUCAUCUGUCUGGCCUAGUAUAGCCUGUGAGGUCCUUGUACUUCCUUAUCUGUUCUUAGCAUUACUGCAACUGUUUCUAAAAUUUGAGUUUUUCAGAAUGGCUUUUGUUUAUAAUGGAUUAGUCAUAAAUAGAAAAAUUCUCAAUUGUUACUUUACAAAUGACUUUAAUUACUUUAAUGCUAUAAGAGUAAUUAUUGAUUCUUUUUGGAGGCAGUAGAAUUAAUUUUUUGUAGUCACAUAGUAAAAGCAAUUGAUUAAUUUUUGUGUAAUGUCAGUGGAAAUAAUUAUAGUAAGAAGUGGACAUAGUGUAUCUGGAGAAUGAUUUAAAUUCAGCUUUGCCUAGAAAAUGUCUUUCUAAAUGUCUCUCAACCAUGUUAUUCUUUAAAUUACGAUUGUUCUUUGAAAAGAAAAUGGUCUGAUUGUGUUAGACGAAUAGUUGUAACUCAGGAUAUCCUAACUUUGGAUUUGUUUUUACCUCUUCUCCCACUACUCCUUAACAGAUGGAAUGAAUUAAUGAGGCCAAAGAGAGAACUAUAAUACCUGGGAAGUCAUUGUCCUUACAGUCCUAAUGGGAAGAGGCUUUGAAAAGUAAUUUGAUAACUGGCAAGACUAAAUGUGGACACUGCGAAAAAUUAGAUCAUAAUUACAUUAUUUUUAUACUUAAAGCAGUAACAAUUUCAUUAACUUAUGGUGAUACGUAAAUUUUCUUUAUAUAAAGAAUAAGUGAAUAAUUUGUUGCUCUUUAAGAGUCCAAAUGUCGCCUGGUGGUCUUGGAGCACAGAGACAGGUGGAACUCUGUGAGAUCAGGACAGCCUGGUCUAUAGAGUGAAUUUCAGGACAGCCAAGGCUACACAAAGAAACCCUGUCUCAAAGAAAAAAAAAAAAAGUCUAAAUGUUAAAUCUUUUUUCCAUUUAAUUAAGAAAAACCAGUGUACAAAAAGCAAGAUCUAGGAGAUUGGAUAUCUAACCCACUUGUCUUCAUACCUUUAAAAGGUAUCCAUUUAUAAAUGUUCCUGAGUACUGUUUACUUAUAGUAACCUACUUCACACUCUUAGUGAGUGAGCGUAUGCUUAACAGUAUAGGAAUAUUUUCUCCACCCACUACACAUAAGAUGUAGUAUCUUUGAGAAAGUUCUUAGUAUGAAUAGUUUCGUAUGUAAGGCCUCAGAACAUGCAUUCUCCUUGGGCCUUCAUGCUACUUUUCUGUUUUCUUGUAUUCACCUAGGUCUCGUAACUUUUGUUGGCAUAUAGGGUCAGGUUGUGGAGCCUCUGACUCAGUCUAAUCAGCAAAGCCCUCCUCACCCACACCAGUGUGGCACUUUACCUCUUGGUGCCCAUUCUGGUUUGUGUUUGCUUUUAAAAAAUAAAUUUCCAUUUUAUAUGUA
Peromyscus maniculatus bairdii (prairie deer mouse) is the source of this 3120-nucleotide messenger RNA. RefSeq names its product family with sequence similarity 204 member A (gene Fam204a). NCBI's taxonomy places the organism in Eukaryota, Metazoa, Chordata, Mammalia, Rodentia, Cricetidae. The record is from RefSeq and is a predicted model, not a curated record.